AAAUUCAGGAACCGUAAGCGGAGAGCCAAACCCUUGUGACGUAGUCUUCCUUCUGAAUGCAUGCCCCAAACACAGUUCAGUACACGCGCGUUACUCUAAUACCCAACCAAAAAGUAGGGGUACUUCAAUGUAUUUCCUUAGAUUUCGGUAGAAAUUGAUCACUCUAAAAUCCUGCAAAGUGAAAACACUGACCUCACGAAUGGGCUCCCAUCCCCGUGCUAAAGAUCCCGAUUCGAAUCCCCGAUCUCAAACGAGUUCCGAAAUUUUUUUCCGUCCGUAAUUGGCCAUAGAACGAGUGCUGAAACCGUGACUUUUCCAGCGCGGAUGAGAAGAUUGAUGGUACGUAUCCCACCAACGUCGUGGUGCGUAACAACGGAAGUUGUACCUACAUACCUCCGGGAAUCUUCAAAAGCACGUGCAAAAUCGACAUCACCUGGUUUCCUUUCGAUGAUCAGAUGUGCCAAAUGAAAUUUGGAUCAUGGACCUACGAUGGGAACCAGAUAGAUCUCAGGCUGGCCAGCGAAGACGGCGGAGACCUGUCGACGUACAUCAUCAAUGGCGAAUGGGAUCUCAUCGGGUUACCGGGAAUUCGAAAUGUAAUAUACUACGCAUGUUGUCCGGAGCCUUAUGUAGACAUCACAUUCACCAUUCAUAUUCGUCGGAGGACGUUGUAUUACGGAUUCAAUCUUAUCAUCCCCUGCGUUCUAAUCUCUUCGAUGACGUUAUUGGGCUUCACACUGCCACCCGAUUCUGGGGAAAAACUCACUUUAGGUAAGUGAUUCCUCCCCACGAACCGCGCGUAACCCGUUUACCGUGUUAUUUGCAGAAGGAAGGAUCCCUUGUAGGAGCAUGAUCCCCCGUACUACGUUUCCAGAGAGAUGACAUCGCUCCUACAACGCAUUGCACCGACAACUGAAGAAUUAAACCAAAGGUACUGGUUCCACUGACGAGCGCGGAAGCGGAUUUUUGAUUGGUAGAGGGACCAUUUACGUUUCUUUCUUCUAAGCAAAUCUCUGCUGGCCUUUCAAGAAGAUGCUGAAGAAGACAAAGAUCUUUGUACUAUCCUGGGAUUUUCAUAAAAAUAUAUUCUAGGUCUUCAAAUAUUUGAUGGCCGGAUGACCGGAGCGGUUAAUGCAUCAGUCUACCUGUUCGAGGAGUUCCUGGUUCGAAUCCGAGUUAGAACUCCCAGGAAUUCUUAAAGGAUGGAGUGUACAAGAUAUGUCAAUCACCAUCCUUCAAUACUCAGCUUUCCCAUAGAGGGUCUGGCUGAAUCCACGAUGGCUAUGACUAAAAAUGGCCAUCUUAGUGCCUCAUAAGACACCAAAAAUAUUCUUAAGGAUCCAUGUGAAAUCUAAAAGCAUCCGUGACAAUUAAUUCGAAUCAUUCUUUGUAUUUUACGGCAAUUUUUAUUAGUUGUAGCCGCUUCCGCGUGGUUUCGAGGGACCAGUAUCCACUAUUUUGAUCCACGAAUGAAAGUUUGUCGAAUGGCCAGACUAUUCGAUGGACAUUCAACGUGUAUUUUUAAUUAUUUAUUUAUAUUUCAAUUAUUUAACUAACAAAGCCAUUGUAAACAUUAACAAAAUCUCUUCCCCUAGAAUCUUUAAUGUUGAAAUGUUUCAUCUGAUUGAAAUGCACCACAACUCGCUGUCUUCUGCUCCUCACAGUUAAGAAUUUCAUAUUCAUAGGCAUAAUUACAGGAACCUUACAGGAAACUAAGUCUAUAAGCCAUCACUUAACAUCAGAUUGAUAGAAGGCACGCAACACAUGGGUAAUCUAUCUAACAAGAUGUGGUGCCUCUGAGAGACUCUGAAAAGUGUGAAAACUUCACCCGACCAGCCCAUUAGUGAAGAUCAAAUCAGCGACCACCUACCAAUAUUCAGUGGUGUCAAGCGUGUUGCUAAAUGGAAGAAUGGCUUGAAGAAGUAAAGAGGAAAUCCCUGAAUUACCUGCAUCAAGUCGUUGUUCUCCAGAAUAAUAUAUUCUGGAUUCUUUCAAAUGUGGAUAAAUGCACAAAGCAGGAACCAAUAGAGAAUAGUAAUUCGUGUGCGACUCCACACUCUUGAAUAGAUGUGAAGAAGAAAAGGAAGAAGAGGAGAGAGAGGAAAAAGUAAAAUAGGAGGAAGGGAAGAGG
Molecule: messenger RNA, 2131 nt
Organism: Centruroides sculpturatus (bark scorpion)
Lineage: Eukaryota; Metazoa; Arthropoda; Arachnida; Scorpiones; Buthidae
Product: CHRNA7-FAM7A fusion protein-like
Exons: 2
Coding region: 456-779 (107 amino acids)
Biological process (GO): signal transduction; monoatomic ion transmembrane transport; nervous system process
Cellular component (GO): synapse; neuron projection; membrane
Molecular function (GO): extracellular ligand-gated monoatomic ion channel activity; transmembrane signaling receptor activity; neurotransmitter receptor activity
Source: RefSeq, a predicted model, not a curated record